GCAUGGUGUGUCUUGCCCAGACUGCCCCCCCCCCUCUCCAAGGGUGCGGAGGAAGGCCGGGCUAGGGCCGCCCGCGAGCCGCGCCAGGAGCACAAGAUCAUGGUGCCGCCCAACGUCCAGGGCAAGGUCAAGAAGCAGCUGCCCGCAGGCUCCUACGUGAUCGAGACGGCGGUGCUGGAGGUCGAGGAUGCCGGCAAGACGACCAACGUCACGCUGUUCCAGAGGUGGCCCGUCCGCGAGGGGCGCCCGGUGGUCGACAAGCUGCCAGGCAAGGAGGCGCUGCUGACCUACGAGCGCGUGAUCGACGCGCUCUUCCCCGUCACGCUGGGCGGCACCGCGGCUGUCCCGGGCGCGUUCGGCUGCGGCAAGACCGUCAUCUCCCAGGCCCUCUCCAAGUACUCGAACUCCGACGUCGUGGUCUACGUCGGCUGCGGCGAGCGCGGCAACGAGAUGGCCGAGG
This is a messenger RNA of Prorocentrum cordatum, 460 nucleotides long. The record is from the annotation of a GenBank genome assembly. Lineage: Eukaryota; Dinophyceae; Prorocentrales; Prorocentraceae.